Exophiala mesophila is the source of this 2553-nucleotide messenger RNA. RefSeq lists its product as uncharacterized. Gene Ontology annotation, biological process: oligosaccharide catabolic process. NCBI's taxonomy places the organism in Eukaryota, Fungi, Ascomycota, Eurotiomycetes, Chaetothyriales, Herpotrichiellaceae. Gene Ontology annotation, molecular function: alpha-amylase activity. The transcript has a single exon. The coding region runs from base 481 to 2403 and encodes 640 amino acids. The record is from RefSeq and is a predicted model, not a curated record.
GUCAAUCAUCCGCGUUCUCACAAAUGAUGUCUAUGACAAGCACGCGAGGUCCUUUCUAUCAUCCACCGUCCUUAUCCUCUCUCCUGUGUUAGUACUCUUUCAACGGCGACCAUUUCCCCGUGAUAGAAGUGGCUGGUGACUUUUGCGGCUUUUGACGUUAGGACCUAUCUCCGCCGGCUACACAUCGCUGGCUGCGUGUCCAUUUUCAGAAGUCCUGCCGUUUGGUACUAUUUGGUACUAUUUGGUACCAUUCUGCUGGGCUUGAGGUCCUCAUAAAGUCGUUCAUCUUCAGUCUUUUCGGCUUGGGCAAAAACAUUUUUCUUCCACCUCCUUGAUCCGUGGUAUCUUCUUUGCAGGGGGACGCUGGUGCGACGCCCUAUCUCAACCAUUAAGAGGCCGAGCAUCUGUGUUAGUCUCUUUUGCCUGUGAACGAGACGUGGAGAAGCUCUUUAUUGUAUCACAACGCUAGCAAUAGCAAACAUGACGACUCAAGCCCCUACUGAGUCGUCGUUUCAAAGGGCCGAGGUGGUGAAAAAGCCUAUCAAACCAACAUGGUGGCGUGAAAGCUCCGUCUACCAAAUCUAUCCGGCGUCAUUCAAAUGCAGUACGCCUGGAUCCAACCACGGGGAUCUACGUGGCAUCAUCUCUGAACUGGACUACAUCAAAGCCCUAGGUGUGGACAUCGUCUGGCUCUCGCCCAUUCUAGCAUCCCCUCAAGUCGACAUGGGCUACGACAUAUCAGAUUACAAAGACAUCCAUCGACCAUACGGCACAAUGGCCGACCACGACGAUCUGAUCAAGGGCCUUCACGACCGUGGUCUGAAAUACGUCAUGGAUCUCGUCGUCAACCACACCAGUGACCAGCACGAAUGGUUCCAAGCCUCACGAUCCAGCAAAGACAACCCCUUUCGAGAUUGGUACUACUGGCGACCGCCACGCUACAACGAACAAGGAGAACGAAUCCCACCCAACAACUGGGAAUCCAACUUUUCCGGCUCCGUUUGGGAAUGGGAUGAACACACACAAGAAUACUACCUCCACCUCUUCGCCAAAGAACAACCCGACCUGAACUGGGAAAACCCCGCCGUGGUCGACGCCGUCCACAACAUCAUCCGCUUCUGGCUCGACCGAGGCGUCGACGGAUUCCGCAUGGACGUCAUCAACUUCAUAUCCAAAGCCCCCGGCCUGCCCGACGGCUCAAUCCAACGUCCUGGAUUCCUUCAAUCCGGCAUCGAGCAUUUCGCAUGCGGACCUCGCCUGCACGAAUUCUUCCAAGGCAUGGGCAAAAUCCUCCAAGAAUACGACGCAUUCAGCGUCGGAGAAAUGCCUGGCGUGACAGACACCCGCGAAAUUCUGAAAGCCGUAGGCCAAGACCGCGGCGAACUGGGCAUGGCAUUCCAAUUCGAAAUCGUCGAUAUGGACCACGAGCCCGAAUCGAAAUGGGUGGCUCGAAAGUUCACUCCUCGCGACUUUAAGCGCAUCGUCAACAAAUGGCAGAAAUUCAUGCUUGAUAAUGCCGGUUGGAAUGCGAUUUAUAUGGAGAACCAUGACCAAUCACGUACGAUUUCUCGGUAUUGUGACGAUUCGGACGAAUAUCGCAGUAAAUCGGCCAAGAUGCUGGCUUCGCAUCUGGCGCUUCAGAGCGGGACGUUGUUCGUGUAUCAGGGUCAGGAACUGGCUCAGAUCAACAUUCCUGAAAAUUGGUCGUUGGAUGAAUACAAGGAUAUUGAACUGCAGAAUCAUUGGAACACGGUGGUGAUGAAGGAGUAUGCGGAUGAUGAGAAAGCUCAAGCUGCUUUCAAGAAACAAUACCGUUUGAUCGGGCGUGAUAACGCACGUACGCCAAUGCAGUGGACGCCGACUGCUGAGGAUUAUGCUGGGUUUCUACCUAGACACAAAGACUUGUCGUCUUCGGGCUUGAAACCCUGGAUGUCUAUCCAUCCGGAUUUUCAGCAAUGGAACGCUCAGACUCUGAUCAACGACCCGACGUCUCCCCUACAUUACUGGCGUCGACUACUUGCGAUUCGCAAAUCGCUCAAGCAUGUCUUUGUCUAUGGCGAUUUUGAAAUGUUGGAUCUCGAUCAUGAGACGGUGGUGGCGUAUCUGCGUACUGCGGCGACUACUACUACUACCUCCUCCUCCUCCUCCUCUUCUACUCAGCAGUCGACUCCUAACAAAGCUAUAAUCAUGACCAACUUCAGUGGCCAGGUCGUGCGCUGGCCCAUCCCGGCAGUUGCGGUCGAUAUCCUCUGCGAUCCAGCCACCGGCGCAGUGAGGCGUGGUGCCGUUGUGGAGGAGUUGCGAAAUUAUCUCAAUGAGGGCGACAAUGUCGUUCAAAGAACUGAGCAUGACGGGUGGAUCAUCGACCUGCGCCCGUGGGAGGUUGUUGUUGCAAUGUCCUAGUGAUAGAGUAAAGGAUAGUGACGGAAUACUAUGUAUCUUAAUAAAUAUGGAUUUUUAAGUAUUUACGAGUGGCCGUCGUUGCUGAGGAACACGGUCUCGAGAUCGAGAAUAAUAAAAGAACGCUCAAGAGCUUAAGGCUCGAGUUUCAAC